GCCUGAGUACUUCAGAAGUGACCAGCCGCUUGUUUCCUUAAUGAAUGGCCAAUUAGGAAUAUUUGAUCACAAUACACGAGUAGCGAAAUCCUAGAAAAUAUCAUCAACCUGACGAAGGCGUUAAUAACGCUGCCGAGAAGGUGAUGACACAUACUUUAUAAUUCACGGACUGCGUUGCCUGUUCCCAGCUGUCAUGGACAAGAACAACAACAACGUGACUGGAGAGUGGAGCGGACGGAAUGCUUCACAUUGACAGUAAAGGAAGGAUACUCAAACAAAUUUGGGUACCGUCUUGUGAAUUUCACCAACCUAACAAUCCAACAGCAAAAUGGCUGCCAGCAAUAAAGUUGUGCGUAUAGAAGAUGUCGAAUCUCGCCAUAUGCCUGAAAGGGUCAGGUUCAAGGAGGAAACUUUUGUCUUCUCUGAAGAUGGAGGUAGAGCCAGUAAAUUACAUUGUAACCUGAGCAGCAGUUCUAUAGUAGCCUUGCCAAGCAUCAGACCUCGCAGUGAAUCUUUUGCAGAUCCAGUUCAUGAGGAAGAAGAAGUGGCUUCUAAACAGGAACAACUAACAGAAGAUGUCUCACAUGAUGGAGAUGUUCAGUUGGAGGAGCAUGACACCCUUGGCCCUCUUCCUGCCAACUGGCCUCGGGUGCCAGCCUUGCAGCGUAGGAGGAGCUGUGAGUUGUCUAACAUCAUGUACCCAUGUGUGAACAAGGCCGUUUCUCACCUGGAACUGGUACAGAGCAUCAUAGAGGAGUGGUUCAGGAGAGGAGAGGAGGACAGUGCCAGUAGACAGUCCUCACGCAUGUCCUCCAGGCAAACUUCCUGCUCCGGAGGGAGCCCUAGCCGUCAAACAUUGAAGUUUGGAACGGAUGAGUCCACUGUUGAGGAAUUUGCCGCGAGUAGAAGAAAAUCUCAAACAUUAAGCGCAAGUUCACGAUCAUCAGGUGACUCUGAUAGCAAAACCGAUCUGUCAAUUCUAGGCAUUGGCGGAAAGGUGGAAAAAGCAGAUGAAUCAGUGGAAGAGAAAAGUGCAGGAGAUGUCAUACAUGAGGCAGAGGCUGAUGUCCCUUAUCUAGGGGCAGAAGACGUAAUAGAAGAGGUCAUGACCCUUCUGGCGCGGCUCGAUAACGAUCGUCAGCUCACCGAGGAGAAACUGAAAAACGAGAAGAGCAAAGUACAAAACCUGGAGGACAGGAUGGAGGCUCUAGGCAUGAAGAGGCUAGUGGAUUUACCUGAACUUGUGCAGCAGGAGCACGAGGCCUGCAUCCUGGAUGUGAAUGAGCUACAGUGGCAUGUGGCCUACAGUUCCCGCAGUGAAGACAGGAUUAGGAACAAAACCAACAUUGCUGAGGUGCUGAAUAAGAGGCUAAAGGAGGACAUUGCUUUCGUUGACAAGCACAUUCCUCUUGUGCAGGAAAAGCUGGAACUGGAAUUAUCGGCUAUGGAAAAAAUAAGAUUAGCGCAGCUUGAGACAAAUAAAGAACUGGAACUGACACUGACACGACAAGCCAAAACAGAAUCCAAAUCAAGGGAGGCAAACCAGAAGGCUGAGUCAGAGAGGGCCUUGAUCAGAAAAGAGCUAGGCGCUGUUAGAAACGAGUUAAGCGCCAUCAGCAAUGAACUGGCUGACGCUGAGAGAGCUUUUAACACAUACACCCACCAGGCUAAUGAUAUUACUCAACACCUGAAGCAAAACCAACAAGAGAAGUCAGUGCUUGAAGUCAGAAAUGAAAAUGCCAAAUAUGCAGAGGAGAUGCAAGCUGCCAAGGUGAGGGAAUUGGACACGUUGAUCACAGAGGCGGAGUUUGAACACCGACGUCUGACAAAUGAGAACCAGCAGCUCCAGCAAGACCUAGACUUACGGAAAGCUGACAAUGCCCGUCAGAUUAGCGAAAUGCACAUCAAGAAGAAGAAGAAAGAAAAGAACUUGAGAAGAAUGACAAUCAAGAACAAGGAGGUAGAUAUGGAAAUCCAGGAUGCUGAAGAUAAAAUAGCAAAGUGUGAAAAACAAAGGAAGUCUGAUGAGAGGAACAUUGCGCGACUGAAGAAGGAUAUGGUCAGGACUGAGCAGCAGAUGGAGGUCAUUAUUGAGGACCACCAGAGAGUUUUCACCAUAAACACAGCCUUAAGGGAGCAGCUUGCCGGGGAGGAAGAGAAGGCUGUAAAACUGGAGGAAAGUCUCAAGCAAACCAUGGACACACUGAGGCGUCAGGUGAAGGAUGAGGUACAUACAAGAACUGUUCUCCAGGCUCGCAUUUCCUCGGAUACGUCAGAUGUGAGCAAGUCCUCAGCAGAAACCCUUGAGAAGAAAGAGAAGGUAUCUGUGGUAGCCAAUGAUGUGACAGUAGCUGUAUCACAGGUGGAAGACAAAGUCACACGACUUCGAUCAGCCCAGGAGUCAAAGUUAAAGAAAAUAGAAGAAUUAAAACGACAAAUUGAAGAAACCGUAGAGAAGGAGAAAAAUACUGAGAAAGAAAUAGAAGAGCAGCUAAAGAUAUGUGAACCACACCAUAGACAUCUGAAGGAGGAUAUGCUGGCUUCUGACAAGAAGCUGGAUCACAUGACCUGGAAAACAGAGCUGAUGACCAAAAACAUGGAGGAUAUGGAUGCCUCAAGUAGCAUGAUGGUCCGGGUUCUGGAUAAGACAGAGAAAUCAACACAGUUGCUCCAUGGUGAGUAUGAAGAACUGAAAAUUCAACUGCAGACUGGAGAGAAGAUGAGGGAUGCUCUGAAGGAAUCCAUGAAUGUUAUAGAGGAGAGGAUCUUCAACUUGGACAAUCAGCAGAAAAAGUUUAUUGCUGACCGUAAAAACUGCCUGGAGAACCUUGAGGACCAAAAGCAACAGUGCCUCACACAGAACAAGAAUUUGGCCUCCAAAUACCGCCAGCUACAGAACAAGUUUGUGCUGGCAAAGAAUGAGCUGCUGGAUGAGUAUGAAAACCGCAUCAAGCUGGAAAACACCAUCAAAGACCUCAAACAACUGCGAAGCCUUCAGUUACGCAUGCAUGCAGCAUUAGUGGAGUACUUCAAGUUCCGUGGGCUGUAUAAUGAGGCUGAAGUGGAGAAACUGGAGACGGAGUCGAGUGAAAAUGGGUUUAAGGUGAUGGAGCUUCAGACCAACAUGAACAAGGCCCUCAGCUCCAUUACACGUUUCUUGCAAACUGAGCUGGGUGGGAAGACUAACCAGGCUCUGCUGCCCACUGUGACACCGCCAAGUAAGGGCAUGACUCCCCCACAGGCUGCCAGAUCUUAAGUGGCAGAUUGAGGUUGAGGGCAUGCCAUGAUGUAUAGCACAAUAUAAGACAGGAACUUUCAUCUAUGGAAGGGGUUAACUUUCAGUUUACAAGUAGGUGCCAACUCAGUCAAAAGUCAUAUCUGUAGUUCUAAUUAAGUUUUUGUCGAAACAAAAAGAACAGAUGUUGUAUGUUAGCUACACCUGUAGAUUUAGACAGGUUUUGAGAACUAUAAUUUUUGUAUUCAUGUAAUCUUAUUCUUUUUGUUAAAUUCCAAAUAUGUGCAUUCCUGAUGCAUGCCUUUGAAAACAUAGCAUUAUUUAAUUUCAGGCAUUUCAAGUUUUUAUGUCUCGGGAAUGUUGAUUACUGAUUCAUAACAAAAAAAAAAAAGAGAGACAUUAUUUAUAUGUUGUCAAACCUUUGACAAAUUACUACUGGUAUUUUGACAACACUUUUCAAGCCAAACUUGUGCAUAUAUAUGAGGUCAAGUAUAAUGUACAUAUAUUUUUGGUUAUUUUCAAGAAGGAUUUGAAUAUGUGAAGAGGUCAUUAUGAAUACUUGUAUUUUCAGCUUUGAAUGUUGACACUGCUGUAUACACUGUAUUUUUUAAACAGUGUAAAUUGUAAUGAUAUGUUUCUUCAUUUCAGUCUGAUUUAAGUCAAAUUAAAAUUGAGAAUUUUUUUUAAAACUUUGCAUAUUUGUAUCCGUAGGAAACGUUAUUAAAUCUGUCCGUGUAUUUCAGUAUUUCAUGAAAAAUAAAACAGCUGUGAUCUUUGA
Liolophura sinensis is the source of this 4013-nucleotide messenger RNA. Its product is annotated as coiled-coil domain-containing protein 178-like. The record is from RefSeq and is a predicted model, not a curated record. NCBI's taxonomy places the organism in Eukaryota, Metazoa, Mollusca, Polyplacophora, Chitonida, Chitonidae. The transcript is spliced from 21 exons. The coding region runs from base 329 to 3256 and encodes 975 amino acids.